This is a messenger RNA of Arabidopsis thaliana (thale cress), 902 nucleotides long. Its product is annotated as Nucleic acid-binding, OB-fold-like protein. Gene Ontology annotation, cellular component: ribosome. NCBI's taxonomy places the organism in Eukaryota, Viridiplantae, Streptophyta, Magnoliopsida, Brassicales, Brassicaceae. The record is from RefSeq and is marked reviewed. Gene Ontology annotation, biological process: translation. The transcript has 3 exons. Bases 189 to 539 code for a protein of 116 amino acids. Gene Ontology annotation, molecular function: structural constituent of ribosome.
GUGAGAUUCUUAAAAAGCCCAUCUUUACAAAACAUGAAACCCUAGAACGAAACAUUUCACUCUUCUUCUCUUCCACCAUCUCAGAUUCCCCGGCGAAGAUUUUGUUCACAGUUUCCGGUGAUCUUCUCCUGUCCGCCCAAAUUUCAGUAUAUCUUUGAAGUAAAACUUUGUUAAUCAGCAAAAAAAAUAUGAAGCCAGUGAUAGGCACAGUGGUAUCGAACAAGAUGCAAAAAUCUGUAGUGGUCGCCGUCGAUAGACUCUUCCACAACAAAAUCUACAAUCGCUACGUCAAACGAACUUCCAAAUUCAUGGCUCACGACGACAAAGACGCCUGCAACAUCGGCGAUCGAGUGAAGUUAGAUCCAUCAAGGCCUUUGAGCAAGAAUAAGCAUUGGAUUGUUGCAGAAAUCAUCAAAAAAGCUCGAAUUUAUUCUCCUAAAGCUGCUGCUGCUGCUGUUUCUGCUUCUGCUUCUGCUUCCUCAGCCUCCACUACUGACUCUUCUGCUCAGUCUCAGAUUCCUCCAUCAUCUACUUCUUAAUUGUUUUAAGAGAAACGUUGCAUAGCGAAGCGAGAAAGUUGCUAGGAGUUGUUACUAUGAGCAUAUUGCAUCGAAGCUUUUGGAUCAUGUCUGUGAUAUUUGAUUUCCUGAGAUGAUAAUGAGUUAUAUGAUGGUACUAGAUUAUCUGGUGAAAGUAGAUGAAUAACACAUGUUAAGAUACUCUGUCUUCUUAUGUUAUUUUGGCAAAUCAUCAGUGCAUUGCCUUUUAAGCAGAAGUGUGAGAUAGUGAUGAGUUGUUAUUACAUUCGUUAUUUUGGGUAUGGAACAAUGAGUGAAAAUGUAUCUUUGGCUCUACAAGUUGUGACACCAGUAUGACAAACUAAAGAUCAGUACCAACACCAA